UGAAACAGGGCCUGGGGCAUGCUCUUGCCUGCUGGAAGCCUUGCGGUGGCCCUGGAACCCUUCCUUGGGCUCUGAGUGAACCUGGUCAUGCACAGCUGGCAGCUACUGUCUCCAGCUCAUGGUCCCUCCAGACUGAUGGCCACCAUCUCUGAGUGGGCUCCUGUUCUCUCUAUCCCUUCUCUCUCACUGGGACUGAUGGCAGCUCCUCAUUGGGGCUGGGCCCCUUGCAGUGUAGGUAUUGAUGUCCUGACACUGAGAAGUAUGUCCACACAUGUCUGAGGGUCCCCUGCCUAGGGAAGGGUGGCCCAGCCCCAGGGUCUGAGGCUGCUUCUGGAUGGAGACGGCACAGGCUGUGUCCAAUAACCUAGGGAGCCCUUGGCAUGCACAGGGCAAGUGCCCCAUGCCCAGUGUGAGCCUCUUGACACGCUUCCUUCCUCACAGCACCCUGGGGACUAGACCAGAACUCACCAGAAAUCUGUGUCAGAGUUCCCUAGAGGGGCAGGACGUAUAGGAUAGACCUAUCUAGGGAGGGAGUUUAUUGGGAGAAUUGACUCACACAAUCACAAGGUGAAGUUCCACAAUGGCCAUCUGCAAGGUGAGGAGCAAGGAAGCUGGUCCAAGUCCCAAAACAAAAGUAGGGAAGCUGACAGUGCAGCCUUCAGUCUGUGGCCAAAGGCCCGAGAGCCUCUGGCAAACCACUGGUGUGAGUCCAAAAGUCCAAAAGCUGAACAACUUGGGGUUCGUGGUUCAAGAGCAGGAAGCACCCAGCAUGGAAGAGAAAUGGAGGCCAGAGGACUCAGCCAGUCCAGUCCUUCACGUUCCUCUGCUUGCUUGUAUCCUGGCCACACUGGCAGCUGAUAAGAUGGUGCCCACCUGGAUUGAGGGUGGGUCUGCUUCUCUCAGUCCACUGACUCAAAUGUGAAUCUCCUUUAGCGCCACCCUUACGGACACACCCAGGGACAGUACUUUGCCUCCUUCAGUCCUAUCAAGUUGACCCUCAGUAUUUGCCAUCACACCUGGGAAGCAUGGAACCCUGAAACACAGGUGUCAGGGCUGCAGUGCCAGUGCCUGUCCUGAGGACAUAUCUAAAAGAAGACGUGACCAGGACCUGGGGGGAGCAUGAAAUGGUGAGGGCACAGUGAGCUUGAAUGGCACCUGCCAGGAGAGUGUCCAGCAGUCCUGCCUGGUGCCCCGCAGAGCUUCUCCUGGCCGCUCUGCAAACUUCUACAUCUGGCCAGUGCUGGGCAGGCACCGAAGUCUGGAUCUGGGCAUGGGUGCCAAUACUGAGGAGUCAGGAUGCUGGCUGGGACCCCCACAGGGGCUGCAGUGACGCAGGUGAGAGGUCUGUGGCCCCAGAGCUUCCUGGAUGUUCUCUGGCUUGGGUUCCCCAGGCUUGGUGGGGGCAGGCCCCUGCCUGCCCUCCUUCCUGGAGUGCCCACUGUCUCCUGGGAGAUGGAGCCUCUCCUAGGGAAUGUGCUCUGCUUCCGUCCUUCCUGGCGCCUCCUCCUGAAUGACAGGAUAUGCAGGCUCAACUCAACCCGCUGUGGCCAACUGCCUGCCUCUUGGCUUCCCAGCCACCUGGAUUCCUCCAAUUCUGUGAUUCCUGGGCACAGCAGGGGCUUCUCCUGGGCCACCUCUGCUCCCUCUCCUGCAUUGCUCCGCCAUCUGCCUUCCCUAUGAAAGCUCAGGGCCCUUUUGGGGUACUGUCCGGUCGAGAGCAUCAGUCUGUGUGCCCUGCCAGACAGGCCCAGAAUUCUGGGGACCUCUGAAAACAUCCCCCAGGCCUCUCUGCUUCAUCCCUGGAGCAAUUCCCCUUCGCGCUCUGCCGUCAGCUCCAUUUCCUGCUUGACCGGACCUCCGUGUCUGCUGCGUGAAUGAAGAAGGUGCCAGGCACACCUAGGUGGAAGGAGCUUCCAGGCCACCGGCCCGCAGGGGCAGAGCUAGGCAGGGAGGGGCCUCCAAUCCUAGGCCAGGAAUCCUGGAGCUCCAGUGCCUCAUGUGGCUUUCCUGAGGUCAGUGCCUGGCCUUCUUGCCCUGCUCCCAGAGGACCCGGCCAGUAGUAGCCCUACUGGUGGAACCUCCCCCAUGGGCAUGAAAGAUAUGAGGGUCCCAGCAAGCCGCGCGGACUCUGAUGCCUUGGGCCAAACUCCGGCCAAGAAUCUCCCUUAGGGUGGGAGAACCCGCCCCCUGGGCACUGUGCGGUCCUCUCCAGCCUCAGGAAUACUGCGGACCUCCUGGGGAACGAUUCCUAGGGCUGGGCGCCCUUGGGCCUUCCCCUACUCCCAUUGAAGCCCACCCAGGCCGGGUCUGGAGGGCGCGAGCGGUGUGGGUGGGAAGCUUGAGGGGGCAUCGGGCUUCCACCAAGAGCCAGACCUCUGUGCCGUGCUCACUCGCGGUGCUGGUUCCUCUGGGAUGGAGAGGUGCGACCAGUCCUCCGCGCGCGGGCUCGCUGCACCCCCAGCCAGCCCGCCCACCGGGGCCUCGGCCCGCCCCCGCCCCCGCCCCCCCGCAGAUAUAAAGGCGGCCCAGGAGGUGGCUGCUCUGAGCCUCGACGCCGCUGCCUACCGGUCCGCAGCCCCAUGGCCCGGCCCGCGACACUGGCAGCUGCUGCUCUGGCGCUGUGCCUGCUGCUGGCGCCGCCCGGCCUCGCGUGGUACAAGUCAGCAACGGGGCGCAACUCCUACUCUGUGGGCCGCGCUGCGGGGCUGCUGUCUGGCUUCCGCAGGUCCCCGUACGCGCGGCGCUCCCAGCUCCACAGCGGGGCGCAACCCCCGGGCCCAGCCGGCGCCUCCCUCGAGCUGCACCCCAGGCUGCGGAGUCUCGCCUUGUGCGUCCAGGACGUUGCCCCGAACCUGCAGAGGUGCGAGCGGCUCCCCGACGGCCUCGGGACCUUCCAGUGCAAGGUGGACAUCUUCCUGUCCCUGCGCGCAGUCGACUGCCGCGCCCCUGAGCCCGGACCCCAGACCUGGACCUCGCCUGGCACCAAUGGGGACCCCGCCCCUACCGUCCCACUCCGGGAUUCCGGGCCCCGCCGGGUGCAGGAUGGCGCUCCAGCUCUCCCCUACUCCGCCCACCCUGCAGUUAAUGGUAAAUAAAUAAAUAAGGCUGCCUCGGAAUGAGGAGUGCUGAAUGAUAGGCAGUCGGACCACGAGGGGUACCGGGCCUGGAAGUCCCCAAACAUGGGUAGGAGAGGGCAUCGGGGUGUGUGGCAGCAGGGCAAAGUUGGCCUGGGCAGCCCAGAGGUUUUCAGAUCCCCCCGGGUGAAGCUGGCCAGGACCCAUGCCUGGAAGGACCCCAGCCCAAGGUGAAGGCGAACCUAGCGUUGUUGUUCCCUGGGGGCAAGUGCAGGGCCACUGCUGGCACUGUCCCCAGUGUCUUCACCCAUUCCUUUGCACCCACACUUGAGAGCCCAAUCUGUGAGGGCACGGGCUAGAGCCCCUGGCUGCCUUCCUCUUCCCCCAUCCCUUCUGGCCAGGCCAGGUCCAAGAGAGCAGGGGCAAGAAGAGUUGGGGGCCUGAGCCCUGGCUCCAGAGGCCUGGAACAUGCCUCUCAGAGCUGAGGGUGGGAGACGGGUGGGUUCUCCCU
Callithrix jacchus (white-tufted-ear marmoset) is the source of this 3585-nucleotide messenger RNA. It is a transcript of the gene NPB, whose product is annotated as neuropeptide B. Gene Ontology annotation, biological process: G protein-coupled receptor signaling pathway; feeding behavior. Lineage: Eukaryota; Metazoa; Chordata; Mammalia; Primates; Cebidae. The record is from RefSeq and is a predicted model, not a curated record. Gene Ontology annotation, molecular function: G protein-coupled receptor binding.